Procambarus clarkii (red swamp crayfish) is the source of this 1530-nucleotide messenger RNA. RefSeq lists its product as uncharacterized. The record is from RefSeq and is a predicted model, not a curated record. Lineage: Eukaryota; Metazoa; Arthropoda; Malacostraca; Decapoda; Cambaridae.
CAUCUUGAUAAUCAUGGAAUGUUAAAUAUUUGCAUAAAAUAUAAAUUAUGUACAGUAUAAAGGAAUAAUUUAAGUAUAUAGUAGCUGAUUCAAUAGUUUAUUUAGUUAAUGAGCAUAUUGGAAUCUGGAUAAGUAAGGUUUAGACAUUUGCUAAGGAAUAAUUUUACAACAUGCUAGUGUGGAAAACAACAAUCAUGUCUCAAAUUGUUAGCAUGAGAUGAGUACAUCAACAUCAGAGAUCUUGACUACCCCAAGUGAUCUUACAAUGUCCAUUUGUUUGGUAGGCAACGGUGAUGAGGUCAUCCCCAUGUUGAGUCUUAACAACCACCUGCAAUUGGGUGUGGAUUACUGCUCACCUCCACCACCCACCCCUACAGUGGCAACCCCAACCACCGCCCUCUCCAAUACUUAUGUGGCGGAACCAACCGCCCGCUCCAACAUUCAUUUGGCGCCCCCUACUACCCUCAACACACUCUCGGUGCCCACCGCUGCCCUACCCAACAAUUAUAGUGCUGCACCCAUCGCGGUUCCACCACACCCUCGGACCACCCCCCUAAUAAGCGGCUCCCAAGUAUCCUCUAUACAUGGGCCCCAAGCUAUCACACAACGUGGGUCCCAAUCAUCCCCUUUACAUGGGUGUCAGACAUCCCCAGUACGUGUGUCACAGGCAUCCCCAGUACGUGUAUUACAAACUUCUCAUUAUCAUGGCAGUCAGAGCAGUGUUGGGGAGAGCUACUCAACUAGAAGGUUUACCUAUAUAGAAGAUUUGCAAGAUGCAUUACAAAGGGCAGAUCUCCACGACGUAGACAGAGGAAUACUUUCAGAAAUCAUGCUAUCUUCCUCUAAAACUGCACGUCCUCCACAAAUGAACCCUUCUUCUUCUACAAACACCCGUGAUCGAUCUCAAACACCCUCUCUCCUCUCAGCACCCUCUAUCCUCUCAACACACAUAACACGGUAACCUGGCGCCCAUGUGAUAAUGCCCAACAGUGAUGUCCCAAUCUUCCCUCUUAAAUGUAAUCUCAUUCUGUCACACAAUCUAUAUAAUAUUAUAGUCUAAUGUUUUUGUCUUUUACAACCCUACCUCAUUGAACCCAUUAGACUAUUACCUUGCUAUAGCUUUUAUUUACAGUUAUCUCUGUCAUUGUUGUUUAUUCCCAAAUUUUAAGUACAACAUUCAUAUCAAUUGUUAUCAUAAGAUGUGUAUAUCUAAUUCUAUUUGCUUAUACUAACUUGUGAAAAACAUUCUAGAUAAGCUGCACCAAAUGACAUGCAAUGUUUCCCUCUCAAAACCAAAAGCCACAUUAUUCCAUAUGUUAACCAUAACGUGAGGUACUCAACUGAUUCCUGCAGCUGUGUGUGAAACUCAAAAGCUGUAUUAACUGCUGCCUCCUAUUAUCCCCCAUGCAACAAAUGAUUAAUUUUAGUUUUCUGUGACCCAAACUGUACUUGCUGGUCUUUUCCAGCACCUUCAGAACAAACAGCAGUAAUUGCUGUUUAUAUAUACAGCUGUACUGUAUGUGUGUGUGU